UCAUUUUUCUCACAAAAUAACUAAAGCAAGAAGAGAAAGAGUCCAGUGGAUAGAAUGCAAGAAGCUGCUCCUCCCCCUCGCAAUUACCAAAAUUUCGAGCCCUGGUUGGAUAUGUCAGAUUAUGGUGGAUAUAAAAUUUGCAUUGUUCAUCUUCCAGAUUUUAAAAGUGAAAUGUUAAAAUUUCAACUGGACCGUUCCAAUAACUUGAAGAUCAGUGGAGAAAGAUGCAUUGAAGACGACAUAUGGAGUCGUUUCCAGGUGGAGUUUCAGCUUCCCAAAGGCUUCUCAACAGAUGAGGUUCUUUAUCGUAAGGAUAAUGGAGUACUUUACGUUCUAUUUUUUACACCACAAGUCCAACUUAAAUCAACCACACAAGAAGAAAAGAGUAGAGAACCAACAAACGAGCCACAACUCAACAAGGGUCAAAGCAAUAAGGAUCAUCCGGACUAUACAAGUGAUAAAAGACCUCUUGGUGACGGCAAGACUACUGAAACUGAUAGUUCUAACAACGUGGCCCAAAAUACUAUAGAGAAGGACAAAGAACAGGAUUAUGAAUCUGGUGACAAUGGGAAACUUGCGAAUAGAAUGGACGGACAACAAGACAAGAAGGAUGAAGGUGAUCAGAAGCCUGCGGAUGAUGGGAUAAUUGGCAACGAAGGCAAAAAAGAACAGCAGAUUAACGAGUCAAAAUCAGAUGAUGAGCAUCAGAAAGAGAUCGUCCCAACUAGUAGUCCUGGUAAUCAAAUGAAUGGCAAAGGCAAGAUUAGUGAACCUACUACUGCCAACGAAGUGGCCCAAGAGGCUACCGAGGGAGAGACGAAGGGUACUACUUCUGACGACGAAACAGGGAAGAUUAUUGUCAGUAGAAAUGGAGAUGAUGGCGACAAAGGUAAUGUGUCCAUGAACGAUGGUGCAGUGGUGAAGACAAGGUUGGUCGAAAAUAUUGUGAUAGCUAAUGGCGGUAGUGAACCUGGUUACAAAACGGAUUGGAAUAAUAGGUAUAGUCAUUUGUCCAUUUCCAUGGCUGCAGCUGUCCUAGUGAUGAUAUCCUUUGCUUUCUAUACAACUUAUAGACUUAGGACCUCUAGAAAGUCUCAAUGAUUGAUUACAUUUAUCACGAUUACAUGUACAUUUUUAUUUCAUUCAUUUACUUGCAAAUGGAAGGAUGAAAUGACUUGAAGGAAUUGGA
Messenger RNA from Nelumbo nucifera (sacred lotus), 1189 nucleotides. RefSeq lists its product as uncharacterized. NCBI's taxonomy places the organism in Eukaryota, Viridiplantae, Streptophyta, Magnoliopsida, Proteales, Nelumbonaceae. The record is from RefSeq and is a predicted model, not a curated record.